CUUUCUUUGCCCCAAGUCCAGUCUCCUUCAUUCACUUUUUACAUCUCGGAUAAAAUACGUUCUUAUACAUACAUCAACCUUUUCCUCCUUUUCUGUUGUCUCUCGUCACAGUAAUCAUGAAUUGCAAAGGGGCGUCAAUGGCGGCCUUUCUUCUGGUGGCAAAUUUUGGAGCAACUCUUGUCGAGGCAGGAGUGCUCUAUGUGCCCUCUACGGGUAAUCAUGGGCAGAGUACAGUAACUGCAAGAUCGGAAGAUGGGGAAAAAGAUUCCAAUGGAGCGAUCACUGGCGGCGUAGUAGGAGGAGUUGUUGGUCUUCUGGCCCUCAGUGUCCUCUUAUGGUCCUUCUACGCUCGACAAACCAGAAACACACCUGUGGCAAACACAAACACCUCUGCUACCACGGACUCUGAGUUGGAGCAAUUACCUAAAUACCAACAGUUUGAUCCGAAUCAGGCUAGCAAAGACAAUUAUCCAGGACCCAGCGCACCCGAGAUGAAGGUUGGGGACGGGUCUCCCGACCUGCCCGAGUAUACUCCAGACCCUCCCCAACGAUCAGAAGAAUCUGUGGUUCCACCGACAGAUUCCAUUCCCGAACCGAAGACGCCCGUUGGUAACGCUUCAACGGCACAGGUCAAUCAUGCAUAAUUGAGGUUAUGGAAAUGGAUCAACUACACGAGGCUUGGGGCGUUCAAUGGUUACAUAUUCGCACUAAAAUAUGAGCGAGGGUUACGUGGUGAUAUGUGGGCUAGAUCAAUGUUCAUUACUUUAACAUCGGUUAAUCUAUUAGUAUGUAU
Molecule: messenger RNA, 793 nt
Organism: Podospora pseudopauciseta
Lineage: Eukaryota; Fungi; Ascomycota; Sordariomycetes; Sordariales; Podosporaceae
Exons: 2
Coding region: 117-644 (175 amino acids)
Source: RefSeq, a predicted model, not a curated record